This is a messenger RNA of Misgurnus anguillicaudatus (oriental weatherfish), 5082 nucleotides long. RefSeq names its product adhesion G protein-coupled receptor A1a (gene adgra1a). Gene Ontology annotation, cellular component: postsynaptic density; plasma membrane; glutamatergic synapse. The record is from RefSeq and is a predicted model, not a curated record. Lineage: Eukaryota; Metazoa; Chordata; Actinopteri; Cypriniformes; Cobitidae. Gene Ontology annotation, molecular function: G protein-coupled receptor activity. Gene Ontology annotation, biological process: cell surface receptor signaling pathway; G protein-coupled receptor signaling pathway.
ACCUGGACCCUAACUUUGCAGAUCUGAUGGAUUUAAAGAGGGUGCUGUCCUUCCCUCCAUAUCCAGGGGAUUAUUUGCACCCAGUGGUGUACGCCUGCACUGCGGUGAUGUUGCUUUGCCUGCUGAUUUCUAUCAUGACAUACAUCGUACACCACAGCAUAAUCCGAAUCAGCAGGAAAGGUUGGCAUAUGCUCUUAAACUUCCUCUUCCACACUGCCGUGACGUUUGGAGUGUUUGCAGGAGGCAUCAACCAGAUCAAGUACCCCGUAAUCUGUCAAGUGGUUGGCAUUAUCUUGCACUACUCCUCCCUCUCUAGCAUGCUUUGGCUACUGUUCACUGCCAGAAAUAUCUGUAAAGAGGUUUCAAAGGUUCCGCCCAUACCUCAGGACAGGGACCCGCGCACACAACCACGCUCCAAAGCUACUAUUUUCAGGUUUUAUCUCGUCAGUGGUGGGAUUCCCCUUAUCAUUGUGGGAGUUACGACUGCUGUUAGCUUGGACAACUAUGGUAGCAGAGAUAAUGCCCCUUAUUGCUGGAUGGCCUGGGAGCCCAGCCUCGGAGGCUUCUACGGUCCAAUCGCCUUUUUGGUCUUGGUUAUGUGCAUUUACUUUCUCUGCACAUUUGUGCAGCUAAAGCGGCACCCGGAGCGUAAAUACGAGCUGAAGGCGAUGACAGAAGAACAGCAACGCCUUGCUGUAGCUGAAAUCGGACACUGUCAUGCAGUCAGCGGAGAGCCGGGCGAGCACGGUGACCAUACGGGCUGCACAGCCAUCACUGCCUCCAUGCUGGCCAACGAGCACUCUUUCAAAGCUCAGUUAAGGGCUACCGCCUUCACACUUUUCCUCUUCCUGGCCACCUGGGUUUUCGGGGCACUGGCCGUAUCACAGGGACAUUUUCUCGACAUGAUCUUCAGCUGUCUGUACGGAGCAUUUUCCGUCACACUGGGGCUUUUUUUGCUCAUUCAGCACUGCGCCAAACGUGAUGAUGUCUGGCAUCGGUGGUGGGCCUGUUGCCCCAAUAAACCAAAGGUGGAGGUAAAUGGGGAAGCAACAGGAAACGCUGGCCAACCCUCCCAAAGUCACAGCCAUACACCAUCCCACGGCCAGAACCAAAUCCACUGCCAAGCAGACUUAUCCUGCCCAGGUAAACCUCUGCUCUCCCCACACCUCCACUCCCCAUCCCUGCACUGUAAAUUGGGUACACUUCCCUCCACCCAGAACCAUACGAGCACCUGCUGCGCCACCUUGCACAGUCCCUCCCCCCUGCUUGGAAACUCCCGUCCACACUCCCUCCCUGACGAACUGCCCCGCCCCACCCUUCCCCUGCAAAGCUGCCUAAAGGACAGGUCAAAGACACGCUCCUUCAACCGACCUCGCCCCUGCCUCAGGGACUACUCGUGCCACUUGACCUCCACCAGCAUGGAUGGCAGCAUGCAUAGCUCCCACCUAGACAGCCCUCACAGCGUCCACCUGGACAACCCUCUCACCUGCCACACCUCACACUUGGAUACUCAACUGUCUUGUCACAGCUCCCACCCCGACAACCAGUUGCGCUGUCCCAGCCCGAGUCCCCACCUCGAGAGUCUCUCCUGCCAUAGCACACACUUAGACAGUCAGUUCUCCUGCCUCGAAGGACACACCUGCCACAGACACAUGAGCUGUCUCAAAGCAGACCCAUUCUCAAGCAUAUGCUGCCCCAAAGUUGACCCCUUUGUCAGUCCCUGCCAGUCAGAGGAUCCUGACACAGGUCCGCUGUUGUACAAUUGUGCCAAGAUGGCUGAUAAAGAGGAUGUUAUGCUGCACUUGGAUAUGACCCCUCCACGGGCAUCUGUGUCCCAGGCCACGCUCACCCGGAAAGGCACCCUCAGCCGGAGAGGGACAUUGAGCCGAAACAACAGCCAACAUGAGGACUACCUGCUUACCUCUGAUUCCACAGGUAACAUUAGGACUGGACCUUGGAAAAAUGAGACCACUGUGUAGUGCUGUUUCUUGCCUGAGCUAAACUACUGUGUAGUCCCAGGGCUGUUACCCAGAAGCCCUUUCUCCUCUGAGCUAAGCUACUGUGUAGUCCCUCUGUUGUGAACCUCUUCCUUCACCAUCUUUAUCUCAUCUGUCACUAUACCUUCUCUUCCCCUUUAAGGAGGCAUUAAAACCUCUACUUACCUGUUCUCAGAUUUCAUCUCGACUUCAUUCGGUUCGUCUAAAGUUUUUCGUAUUUGUCAUUUUGAAAUGGCAGCAAACAACACGUGCCAUGCUUUUCAUUUUACAGACCAUCUUUUAUAAUCAAACAGAUUUUUGACGUGUUUUGGGUACGGUUACAUAAUGUUCAAUUGUGUCAUUGUGGAUGUAUGUAUUUAAUGUGGGUGAGAGAGAAAAGAGCACAUGUGUUUAUGUUUGUAUGUGUCGACACGCUUGCGUGUAUAUACCAUAUCACAAGAUUUACAUUUGCAUAAAGCGAUUCCUCUCUUUUAGAGAAAAUCUUCCACAUUUCUGGUUUGAAUUUUAGUAAAAAUUUGUCUGAGUGGGGGAAACACCAGCAUUUUCACUAUUAAACCAUGAACUACCACUAAGGACAUAUGUAGCAACUCCUAAAGUAAUAAUUGCACAUAACAUCAUAAGUAUUACAUUAUUAUUGUAAUAAAAUGUUCAUAGUGUAAUAAUUUUUAUUACAUAAUGAGAAAUGUAUUACAUUAAAAACUCACCAAAAUUUUGUCAUAACUGUAAUAAUUGUAAGUUGUAAUCAUUUAUGCAAAGCAUCACACUUAUACAUCGUAAACAUGGGGGUGGGCUUGUUUUACUAAGCAUAAACAUUGUUAGAUGCAAAAUUUCUCCAUAGCAACCAAACAGAAUACCCUAGCAACCGUUUAGCAAGACAUAUAUCUCAGAAGAAACAUAUUGGUGGUCUUGUUUGCUUCGUAGCUCGGACUGUAAUCAUUGGUGGAUGCCAAUUCACUCCCUAGCAACCACCCCGGGAACCCUUGCAAUAGUGUAGCAAUACCUAGCAACUGCAUAGCAACAGCCUAGGAACCACCUUGUGUACCCUCGCAAUAGCAUAGCAACACACUAGCAACCGGAUAGCAACACCUAGCAACCACCCCUGAAACCCUAGCAACAGCAUAGCAACACACUAGCAACCACCUAGCAACUGCAUAGCAACAGCCUAGGAAUCACCUUAGGUACCCUAGUAACACCUAGCAACACACUAGCAACCACCUAGCAACUGCAUAGAAACAGCCUAGAAAUCACCUGGGUUACCCUAGCAACCACGUAGCAACAGUCUAGCACCCACCACAGGGUACCAUCGAAACUGCAUAGUUACCAAACAGAAUACCCUACCUAGCAGGACCUAUAUCUCUGAAUCAGAACAUGUGUAUGCACUCUUUUGACUUAUGUUAGCAAACACAACGUCGCGAGUUUUGCCACGGCAAGCACCACUUCACAUUUUCUUUAGAAAAUGGUACAUUACUUGUUGUAUAUAAAUUAGGCAAGUACUAAAUAUUUUAUUUCCCAUACCACAGAAAGACAUGUGAAAACGGGGAUUAAAAAUAAAUUGAUAAGAAAAUAAACCUGCAAAAUUAAAAGGUGAGACUGUGAGGAUUUGGAGAAAAAACUAUAAGUAUUAUUAAGUUGGUAAAAAUUCGUGACCAACCGGCAAAACAGAACACAAAGUCACUUGUGGCUUUAAAUGUAUGGGCUUGAAUGGCAUGAAUCCAUCAGUAUGGUCACAAUGUAACAUUUGUUUAUUUAUAUUGAUUUUUUUAUAUAUUUUUAACGUUGUUUUUUGCUAGUAUUACCUUAUCAACUGCAAAUACAUUAUAGGGUCUACAGUGUUUUCAUAAUUUAAUACAUUUCUCAUACCUAUUACAUUAUGUGAAAAACUGUUAUAACAUUAUGAGUUCAAAAUUGUAUUAAGUUUUGAGAAAAUUAUUACAUAUGAACAUUUAAUUACAAUAAUAAUGUAAUUCUUGUUACAUUAUGUGCAGUUAUUACAUUAAGUGUUGCUACAACGUUGAAUUUACAUUUAACGGAUUUGUCAGACGCUUUUAUUCAAAGCGACUCGCAAUGCAUUUUUAUUCAUAGGUGUGUUCCCUGGGCAUCGAACCCAUAAUGUUUGCGCUGUUAAUGCAAUGUGCUACUAUUUGAGCUACAGGAAUACUAAUUAGGUGAAGGUGGCUUUUUUAUUUCAGGUAUUGUGAUUGAAUCAAAACAAAACCUUUAAUAUUGACAUCUACCCCAAAGUACCAGGUACAAUGUGUUGUGGUUGUCACAACCGAGUGGUCGUUUUUUCAUCUACAGACAUAAAAAAGCAAACAGAUAUCCGUCCUUGUGUUUCCAUGGCGACAAAUCGUGAAAAGUGGUGUCCAGCCAAAAUGUGUUUUGAACUGCAGAUAUGAUGUAUGCACAUAGCCUAUUUGGUUACUGACAAUAAGGUGCCAAUCAGUAUCAGUAAAUGGCCUUAUACAGAAAUCAUCAGUUAUGCAUGAAAAACUUCUUCGCUCCUUGGAAACACUCCGGUUUCUAGUGACCUCACUUGUCAUUGCUCAUUAUAUUUAUUCUAAGCCAAUUAACAAGAGCUUUACUUUUCAUAUUUGAAUAAAUGAGACAGUUUCUCAUUAAGAAUUUAUACGUACAGUAUGUUGUCACUGUGCUAACUUCACACAAAAAUAAGUUUGAAGCUUUGAAAAUUCGUGUUGUCUAAACCGCAAGCUUAUCUAACUGUGAAACUACCAGUGAAUAAAUGAUGGCAAACACGUGAUUUAUUAUUAUUUCUGUGCUCAUUUAUGGUUAAAGAUUGUAAAGGUUGUAUUAUUUUGUUUCAUAAAGCGUGCCAUUGAGUUAUAAUGCCAACAGAAGAAAAUACUGGAGUGGAAAAUUCUUUGUGUUGUGUUUCUUUGUGACCUCAGGGAUUGUGUUGCAUUUUCACUAAUAAAACCACACAAUAAAUUAAUUUGCAUGCAAUUGAUAUAUCCCAAAGUGAUUCACCAAAUUAAAGCAAGAACUUUGAUUAAACAAGCCCAUGCAUUCUGCAGGUGUGUAGCACAUGGAUGAUGUUAAGCUCUCCAUUAAAGCCCUGACAAUUCAA